Hymenoscyphus albidus is the source of this 3050-nucleotide messenger RNA. The record is from the annotation of a GenBank genome assembly. NCBI's taxonomy places the organism in Eukaryota, Fungi, Ascomycota, Leotiomycetes, Helotiales, Helotiaceae.
GCAAACACGUAUGGUAUGGGGAUUGGAAUGCCCGUGGUAAGACCACUACCAUGGCAGUUGGACUGCGGGCAUUGAUCCGCUUGAUAUAUUGUCCCAAGCGUCUAUUUCAGACAUCAGACAUCAGACGUUGGUAGCGGAUGAAUGCUGGACUUCUUGUACAGUACCGGUAUCUGCACAAUUCCCAUCCAACCCAACCAACGCCAUCUUGCCACUGCGCCCAGAUAUCUCGAGCUCUAGCAUAGCACAGCACAGCACAGGUAAGGUACCAAAGUUACAAGGUUUCAAAGAGACCCGCACCGCACCUUCCUCUCCGGCCCCAGAUGCGCAUGCAACGCGGAUGCCCAGAUAAGGAAUAAGGAUCAUUGCCGUUGCUUGUCUCCUCCCGUACCUCGAAGCUUCGCCAUCAUCAACUUUGAGCACCCCGAACACAAAGAAGUCUCCAUCAAUCCGCGUCGGUGGGCAUCGCGACAAAGGGAGUGGAGUUGGGACGGUGUUGGUACAAUCAACCUCCAUGCGCCAAACGAGAACGAAUUACAACCACGAUAAGCGCGGGGCAUUGGGAUAAUAACAUGGCACGGGAACACGAGAACCUCCCAGCUUAUGCUGACUCGACGGGAGGCGACUCUUGGGGUGCACAAGAUUCAUUGAGACGGUCUCUGAGGAAGGGGAAGGGCAUUAGUACCGAAGUGUCUCCUCUGUUAAGCAGUGGAAGCGGAAGAAGCGAUAGCGACAGCGACAAUGACAAUGAAGGAGAUGAAGAAUUAGAAGGAAACACCAGAGUGUUGGAGUGGGAAGGUCAGGCCGAUUUUGAUGGUGUUCCCUGGUGGCGGAAACCCUCCGUAGGUUACUUCCGUACCGUACCCAUCCUCUGAUUGUGUUACGGAAGUCCCCUUUUACAAUGACUGAUUCUCAAAGGUUUACUGGCUCAUUCCGACUUUCUUUCUAUACGCGAUUGCAUUUGGGGGAAUCCUCGUUCCUAAAAUGAACCUUACUCUAUCCCUGAUUUGCCGCGAGUAUUUCGAGGAAAGGUCCAGUCUCGAUCCCAAAUUCAUCUCAGCACCAAUCAUACUCGGUGCGGAUAACGAACAAUGCCGUCAAAAUGAUGAGAUACAAGCUCUGGUAACCAAGUUCCAGACUCUUUUGACUGUCACGAUUGGUCUGCUCAGUGCCGUCAUGUCACCCAGGUUAGGAGCUCUAUCAGAUCGCUACGGUCGUACGAGGCUGCUAGUUAUAAGCAGCAUGGGAGGGUUUGUAUCUGAACUCGUCACUGUUCUAGCCGCAAGCUACCCGCAGACUGUCAAUUAUAGGUGGUUUUUAGCUGGUGGUAUAUUCGAAGGGCUUUGCGGCUCCUUUACAGCUGGAUUUGCGUUAACACACGCCUACGCUGCCGACUGCACAGCGCCCCCAAAGAGAGCAAUCACUUUUGGCUACUUCCAUGCCUGCCUGUUUUCCGGCAUUGCUUUAGGUCCAUUGGUGGUGGCCAUUAUCCUUAAAAAUGGUGGCUCGCUCUUGACCAUCUUCUACAUCGCACUUGGCAUCCAUGUAUUUUUCAUAUUGGCUAUACUUCUGAUUGUACCUGAAUCUCUCACCAAGAAGCGCCAAAUGCUUGCAAGAGAGAAGUUUGCAAUUGAGGUGUCUGGCCUUCAUCACAAUGAACGUUCUUGGAGAACCGUCAUGAGAAACGCAAACAUCUUUGAACCUCUCAAAAUCCUUUGGCCGACAGGACCAGGGUCAAGUCGCCGACUUCGAAUGAAUCUUCUUAUGCUGGCAAGCGUGGAUACCAUUAUAUUUGGUGUUGCAAUGGGGGCAAUGAACGUGAUUGUCUUCUAUUCUGGGUUCCGCUUCAACUGGAAAAUCGAGGAUACCAGUGCAUUCAUUUCCGCUACUAACGUUGUUCGAGUGACCGCCCUCGUUAUUAUUCUACCUCUGAUGAACUACCUUUUCCGAACCAGGCGAGCAAAUAAGCAACGCCGCCAAUCUGGAUUUUCGACACCAGAGCCCAAUUCAGGAUCUGAUAUGCUGGAUCUAUCAAUCAUUCGCUUUGCCAUCUUCUUGGAAGUUGUUGGAUACUCACUCUACGCUACUGCUACUAGCGGUGCUAUGUUUUUCUCCGCUGGUGUUUUUGCAUCAUUAGGUGGAGUUGGGAGUCCAACGUUACAGUCCGCCAUCACGAAACAUGUUCCUCAUAAUAAGGUAGGUCAAUUACUUGGGGCUACGGGGUUACUGCAUGCUCUUGCUAGAGUCCUUGGUCCUAUUACUUUUGGAUUCAUAUAUUGGUCAACUGUUGGGACGGUGCCCCAGACCGUUUUUGUGGUUCUAGCUUCGUGUUUUGGCAUUGCAUUCUUGAUUAGUUGGCUUAUUAGACCACAUAGUACGUUUAAAUCCUUCAUGGCCCCCUUCACGGUUGGUUGUUAUAGAGUGCUAACGAUGGAAUAGUUUACCUUGAGGAGACGGAUAUUGUGAUUCAGAGGAAUGAGAGGAGAAGCAGUGUGAUGAGUGAUCCGGAUAUUCUCGUGGAUGAGGAGAUUUUGCCGUUCUGAUCUGGAGACGGAAAUCGUUGUCAUAUCUAUUUCAUUUUCUGUACUUCUUCUUUUCUCCUUUCUUCUAUUCCCUUUUUCCUCCUCCGAUCAGCGUUUUUUUUUCUCUUUCUUUCUUUGAGUUCUUAGAGCAUACGUAUAUUUCGCAUGCCCGCGCAGCGUCGUCAGCGAUUUCGAUUUUCUUUUGCAGUCUUGGGAUAGAAUAAGUGGGAUGUGGUUCCCGGCGAUUUGUGAGAGAUUGUCCAAUUUCUUCCUUUCUCCUAUUUUGAUUGAAUUUUCUUUUCUUUUUGUUGGCAUUCGUGCACUUAGAUGGUGAAAUCGAAGCAUGGACUUUAGAUUUAGAAGGGACGAGCAGUCGAGAGAUGGAGAUUGAGAUUCAGAUUGAGAUUGAGGUUGUAUAUACGACGGAUAGGCAACAUGUAAGGUAGGAAUGGUACAAGUAAGUAGGCUUGAGGCACAGCACUAUCUAAGGAAACAGGAUGAUUAUCAAGUUUGUGGAUAUUCUCUGCUGUG